Molecule: messenger RNA, 1319 nt
Organism: Daphnia pulicaria
Lineage: Eukaryota; Metazoa; Arthropoda; Branchiopoda; Diplostraca; Daphniidae
Gene: Pdhb
Product: pyruvate dehydrogenase E1 component subunit beta, mitochondrial-like
Exons: 8
Coding region: 72-1157 (361 amino acids)
Biological process (GO): pyruvate decarboxylation to acetyl-CoA
Molecular function (GO): pyruvate dehydrogenase (acetyl-transferring) activity
Source: RefSeq, a predicted model, not a curated record
CUAUGCGUUCUAUUAAUAAGUCGAUCACGAUCAGCUGAUCACGCCUUUCUGUAUAAAGCACACGACCGGCUAUGGCGGCUCCUCUUGCGAAAUCCACAAUGAUGUUAAAGAAUGCUUUUAAAUAUGCUGGACUACGAGGAAUAUCCACUUCUCGUCCAGCCUCUGCACAGCUUACAGUGAGAGAUGCCCUCAACUCCGCCAUUGAUGAAGAAAUGGAAAGAGAUGAGCGAGUUUUCAUUCUGGGUGAAGAAGUUGCUCAGUAUGAUGGAGCCUACAAGAUUUCUAGGGGCUUGUGGAAAAAGUAUGGCGAUAAACGUGUCAUUGAUACCCCCAUCACUGAGAUGGGCUUUGCUGGUAUUGCCACAGGUGCUGCUAUGGGAGGACUACGACCUAUUUGUGAAUUCAUGACAUGGAACUUUUCCAUGCAAGCAAUCGAUCAUGUAAUUAACUCAGCUGCUAAAACCUUCUAUAUGUCAGCUGGAUUAGUCAAUGUACCCAUUGUCUUCAGAGGACCUAAUGGAGCUGCAGCUGGAGUUGCUGCCCAGCACUCGCAGUGCUUUGGUGCAUGGUAUAGCCACUGUCCUGGCCUGAAGGUUGUAGCUCCCUAUUCCGCGGAAGAUGCCAAAGGUUUGCUGAAAGCUGCAAUUCGUGAUCCUGACCCUGUCGUUUGUCUAGAAAACGAAAUUAUGUACGGAACUGCUUUUGACGUUUCUGAAGAGGUUUUGUCUAAGGACUUCAUUGUGCCCAUUGGCAAAGCUAAAAUCGAGCGUGUUGGUAAGCACAUAACUUUGGUAGCCUUCUCCCGAGCAGUUGCUACGUGUUUAGAUGCCGCAAAGGAGUUGAGUGCCAUUGGCAUUGAAGCCGAGGUGGUCAAUCUCCGAAGUCUACGACCAUUAGAUUUUGAUACCGUCAUGGAAUCAGUGAAAAAGACAAAUCACUUGGUGUCAGUAGAGCACGGCUGGCCACAGUCAGGUGUAGGCGCUGAAAUUGUUUCUCGAAUGGUUGAAGGCCCAGGAUUUUAUUAUCUCGAUGCCCCACCCGUCCGUGUGACCGGCGCUGAUAUCCCAAUGCCCUACGCCAAGACUCUCGAAGAUAAUUCUCUUCCUCAAGGAAAAGAUGUGGUCCGAGUUGUUAAGAAAAUUCUGAACGUGCAAUAGUUGGACUAAGUUCGACACACCAGUGAGACAAGACCAACAUCAAAAAUUUCCUAGAUCUUGUAUACUAUCUUUCUCUCUCAUUCUUUUCUCGUGCCGAUGUGUAAAUCUUCAUGGGUAGUCUAAAGAAGCAUCAACUCGGAAAUUUCGAGUUGUUAACUGUAA